Spea bombifrons (plains spadefoot toad) is the source of this 1243-nucleotide messenger RNA. It is a transcript of the gene MYG1, whose product is annotated as MYG1 exonuclease. The transcript is spliced from 7 exons. Gene Ontology annotation, cellular component: cytoplasm; nucleus. The record is from RefSeq and is a predicted model, not a curated record. Lineage: Eukaryota; Metazoa; Chordata; Amphibia; Anura; Pelobatidae. The coding region runs from base 19 to 1128 and encodes 369 amino acids.
UCGUCUAGUUGGUUCCGCAUGCUGGUACGGGGCCUGCAGUCCCGCGCGCUCGCCUUGAUUUCCCUUCACUUCUCCUGCCCCCGAAGCAGCGCGUUCCAUCACCUCUUGAUGCCUGAAGACCCAAAACGACCCCGACGGGAGGAGCAACUCAUGGCGCCGAAGAUCGGCACCCAUAACGGGACAUUUCAUUGCGACGAGGCGCUCGCGUGUUACCUCCUGCGGACGCUGGAGCCGUACAGGAAUGCAGAGAUUGUUCGGACCCGGGACCCUCAGCUUUUGGCUCAGUGUGAUGUAGUGGUGGAUGUGGGUGGGGAGUAUGAUCCAAACAGGCACCGAUACGAUCACCAUCAAAGGUCAUUCUGUGAAACAAUGCACAGCCUGUAUCCUGACAAGCCCUGGGUUACCAAGCUGAGCAGCGCUGGACUUGUGUACGCUCACUUUGGAUCUCAAAUACUUGCGACACUCCUAAACACGGAAGAGGAUGACUCCAUCAUACCUGUACUGUACGACAAAAUGUAUGAGAACUUUGUUGAAGAAAUCGAUGCUGUUGAUAAUGGGAUAUCGCAGUAUGAUGGUGAAUCGCGCUAUUCCAUAACAACCACCUUGAGCUCUCGUGUCGGCCAUCUGAACCCACGCUGGAAUGAACCGGACCUAGACACGGAGGCUGGAUUUAAGAAGGCCAUGGAAUUAGCCGGCUCUGAGUUUGUGUCCCGUCUGGAUUUUUAUCACCGCUCUUGGCUGCCAGCUCGCGCUCUAGUAGAGGAGGCCAUCAAGGACAGAUUCCAGGUGGAUGACAGGGGUGAGGUGAUCGUUCUGGCUCAGGGUGGUUGUCCUUGGAAGGAGCAUCUAUUCCAGCUGGAGAAGGAGCUAAGUCUGGAGAAACAGAUCAAAUAUGUGUUGUACCCCGAUCAGAGCGCACAGUGGAGAAUACAGUGUGUUCCUACGGGCCCUAGCACUUUCCAGAAUCGUCUCUCUUUGCCCGAGGAUUGGCGUGGGCUGCGGUCUGACGACCUCUCCUCUGUCAGUGGGAUUCGAGGCUGCAUCUUUGUUCAUGCCAGUGGAUUUAUCGGUGGAAAUGAGACACAAGGAGGAGCUUUAGAAAUGGCACGGAAAGCUCUCACAUCAUAAAAAAUAAUUUAACAUUGGAUACACGCUGCGUGGCCCUACUACCGCGGCACGUAGACCAACUCCAACCAAUUGUAUUUAUACAAUUUACCAUCAGUAAAUAUUUUUGUAUUCAAUU